This is a messenger RNA of Gamsiella multidivaricata, 1906 nucleotides long. RefSeq lists its product as uncharacterized. The transcript has 4 exons. Lineage: Eukaryota; Fungi; Mortierellomycota; Mortierellomycetes; Mortierellales; Mortierellaceae. The record is from RefSeq and is a predicted model, not a curated record. Gene Ontology annotation, molecular function: sequence-specific DNA binding; DNA-binding transcription factor activity. The coding region runs from base 98 to 1801 and encodes 567 amino acids. Gene Ontology annotation, biological process: regulation of DNA-templated transcription.
AGUUUUGUCCGCCAACUCAACAGUAAGUCAUGAUACGGUCGUUUGCGUAUGAUUAUGUCCUCAUUCGUAUCUCCCGUUGCUGACUCUCUCGCUGUGCAUGUCUUUGCACCUGCAAAAAUAUCCAGUGUACGGAUUCCAUAAGAUUUACCGCUAUGACAGAGAGGAAUCCACCAUGAACCGAAGAAAUCCAGAGACACAACGGUGGCAGUUUUACCAUCCUGACUUUCAAAGGGAUCGACCCCAUCUUCGGAACAACAUCAAGAGAAAGUCUGCGCGUUCAGCAAACAUUGCACCGACAUUCUCGCGAGUUGUGUUUGAGCGCGAUAAGGGAUUCUAUGUGCAGCAGGAGGCCCCCGCCCGUCCGUUCAACGUUCAGGGCGGUCAUAGUCGAUCACACAGCUCUAGCCAUUCGCUGGAUCAACAUCGCCAUGGACAUUUGCACGGAGCACCGCCCCCAGGGCCCCCCCAUUAUGCCCCCCAUCCGUCUCCUAUGCACCGGUCACCUCAUGAGACGUCGCAGCGACUUCCGGCGUCGAGAUCCGCACCGGAUUAUAGACCGCCGCCAGGCCAUUAUCCAAACGAAAACGUACAUUCCCGCGAUGAAAAAGAUAUGGUGACGUCCAAACACCACGUGCCGCCACCCCAUCAGCAGCAGCCAAUACGGGAGCAUGAUCCGCAUCACCAUCAGAAUUAUCCAGGGCCACAUUACAAUCAGCAACAGCAACAACAGCAGCAGCAGCCUCCAUACGGAAGCCCUCACCAACGUCAGCGCUCCUAUGUCGGCCAGCCUUCUCAAGCUCAUUAUUCCCCUGAACAUGGGUAUAGUCUCAAAGCACAAGGCUUCAGUCCGAUUCAUCCCCCACCACAAGACCCGCAUCACUCUAGCAUGCCUCUCUCCCAUCCUACGGGCCCAGGACGGCCUGGGCAUGGCUCAAACAGAGAUCCAGGAAAUCCAGAACAUGGGCAUGACAAACACGGUGCACUUAUGAGCGGCGGCCAUUUCCGUAGCCAGAGUGCCCCUGGAAUGGACCCACGCAGAGAAAUUCCACGAGGUCCACAUCCCUUUAGCCAGCAGGAACCCCGUUCACCUCUUCAUCUUUCGCCACACCCUUACUACCAACGUGAGCCCUAUCCCCCUCACGGACAUCCAUCCCAUAGACAACAAGGGUCCUUUGAUGAGAGCGCAGCAAAAGUUCCUCCUGGUCCAGAGGCAGGGCCAGUAGUUGGUGAGGGGUCUUCACCAUCCCAUCGAGGCUCCCUGCCAAAGCAUCCACUGUCACCGAUGGGACAUUCUCAGUCGCAUCUUGGUGGAGUUGGCCAUCCACCUCCAUCACAAGUUCAGCAUCCAUAUACAGACCAGCACCGGAGGAGCUAUGUUGGAGGUCCAGGAGAACAGGAUGAUCCCAAACGCCGAUUCUCGCCACCGACGCCUGGAGCAUCAUUUCGUCCAGCUCAGCAGAGGCACGCGAUGGUGCCUCCAUCACCCUCUCAUCAACAGCACCCGCCUCUGGAAUCUGGUCUACCUGGCGAAAUUCUUCCCACGACACCUGGUAUGGAUCCGAAUGCCAACCCAGGUCCUCAUGAUCUUAUCCCACGGACGACUAAGCAAUUGGAAAGUCGGCUUCAAUUUGUGGAGGAUGCUUAUAUGUCUCUGAGGCAGGCAGUGCUGGAUCUUGAAGGCAUUCAAGCUACGCAGGAACAAACUAUUGCAUGGAUGCGCGACCGAAUCGAUCAACUGACCGAGGCGAGCACACCCAGAGGUAUGCGGUUGACCAAGGAAAAGACAGGCUUUAGGGGUUAGAUACUCAGACUUUAAGGCGCUUGAGACUAACAGACUGGGAUUUACUAUAACUCUCUUCCUAUCUCAUUUGAUAACGUAGAUGUGAUCACAUCGCCAUCACUCGGU